AUGAGUGAGGACAACAGCCAGAUCAAUUUUCAAGGAUACAACAUCGUGACGAUUCUUAAGCGUUUGGAAGCCGCUACGUCUCGGUUAGAGGAUAUAACGAUCUUCAAGAAUGAGGUAGGCGAAGAAUCGGGAGCAGCAGGGGACAAGGGAAUCUCUGUACCAGGAGCUUCUGCAAUUGCAGGAGCAACUACCAAUGCCGUAGCAUCUGCCGGAUCAUCAAGUAAGGAUCUUGCUGAUACCAGUAAGGACGUUGAAGCUGAGGUUGUUCCUCCUUCCGUAGUCGCAUUCGAGGCAUUCCUCAACAGCACCGUGGCGCCAUUUGUUACGAUUUCCAACUCAAUUGACCCAAUUGUUGGAGAGGGUGCCAACCUCCUCCAAAGUGCAUUGGCGGCUGAGGCUGAGUUCCUCAAGGUAGCCAUUAAGUCCAAGAAACCGGACUUUUCAGACCCUGAGUUCGCUGAGGCGUUGACGCCAAUCAACGAGAAGAUAGGGAAGUUGAACGAAUUAAAGGACAGCAAUAGAAAGUCUGAGUACUACAACCAAUUAAGCACUAUAGCUGAUGGUGCUCCGGUUGUAGGAUGGAUACUUUCGCCUACACCAGUUUCGACUGUGCCGGAAUUUAAGGACAUGGCCCUGUUCUGGGGUAACAAGAUUUUAAAGGAGUACAAGGAAAAGGACCCCAAACAAGCUGAGUGGGUCAAGAGUUUCUAUGCUAUUUUCGACGAAUUGAAGGUAUACGUGAAGGAAUACCACUACAAGGGUGUAACAUGGAAUGAAAAAGGAAAGAGCUUCAAAGAGGCCGCUGCAGGUUCUUCGGCGGCUGCUGCUCCUGUUCCAGCUCCUGCUGCUGCUGCUGCUGCUGCUGCUGCUGCCGGUGGAGCUCCUCCACCACCACCACCACCACCUCCACCUCCAACAAAUUUGUACGAAGAGAAGCCUGCUAGUGGAGGAAUCAAUGCAGUAUUUGCUGAUCUCAACAAGGGUGAGGGAAUCACUUCAGGAUUGAAGAAGGUGGACAAAUCACAAAUGACACACAAGAACCCUUCAUUGAGAGAAAAGCCUCCAAUUACCAAGAAGCCAACACCACCAAAGAAACCCGCUAGCUUAUCGUCGUCUAGUUCGGCUGUUCCAACCAAAAAGCCAGCAAAGAAGGAACUUAUUGAUGGAACCAAAUGGAUCAUCGAAAACUAUACCGCUGCUGAUGUCGAGAAUGGAAGACCAAUUGUGAUCCAAGUGGAGAUGAGUCAAUCUAUUUUCAUUGGAAACUGCUCUGAUGUGACCAUUCAAAUCAGAGGAAAGGCCAACGCUAUCUCUGUUACUGAUACCAAGAAGGUUGGUAUAGUUAUAGAUUCGUUGAUUUCAGGUAUUGACAUCAUUAAAUCGUUCAAAUUCGGUUUGCAAGUUACGGGUGUCGUAUACAUGAUUAGUGUAGACAAGUCUGACGAAGGUAGCAUAUACUUGUCGGCCGAAUCCGCAGAACAGGCUCAAAUUUUUACCAGCAGCACUACUGCAUUAAAUGUCAAUGUUCCUGAGGGCGAUGACUUUGUUGAACUUGCAAUUCCUGAACAAUUCAAGCAUACCUUUAAGAAUGGUAAGUUAACUGCUGAAGUUGUUGAGCAUGCAGGAUAA
Messenger RNA from Dujonia railenensis, 1629 nucleotides. The record is from the annotation of a GenBank genome assembly. NCBI's taxonomy places the organism in Eukaryota, Fungi, Ascomycota, Pichiomycetes, Serinales, Debaryomycetaceae.